AUGGAGUCAAGCACUGGGCCCGUCUUUGAUGAGGCCCAUUACCGUCGCGAUGUCCUCGAUCUCCCCACACCCGAAUCCGAAGAAGCGCGGGCGCAACAGCUCGCCGACGAGGCACGAGAGCUGGGGCUGAAAGUCCCGGAGAUCGAGGCAACUGCACCACUGGCCGCCUCGAUCGCCUCAGGAAUGGUCGAUCUCUCAUCGCCAGUCCUGUCCUCCGGCUCGUCGACCGAUCGGAAUUCGACCUGCGGCUCUGUCACUCCGUCCCACGAGCCGUCCUCCCCCGCUCCCUCUGCGCUGGACCAAGUCGUUUCGUCGUUGUCCGAUGUCACACUGGCUUCCGAUCGCAUGAAACCCGGCAGCACGCGAUCGCUGGCUUCGCUGUCUACUCGCCCGACCUCGUUUUGUUCAAGUGAGGGGAAGUCGGGCAUUACUGGGCUUGGGUAUUCUCUCGAACCAUUUGACCCCAAUUCACAUCGGCAUUCAAUGCUAAGUGUCGCUUCUGCGGAUAAGAAGGAGAAGCGCCGAAGCAGCUUGAAAUCUGCUAUCGGAAGGAUUAAUUUCCGCAAAAAGCGCACAUCGUCGGCCCUGGUCCUGCCACCGGCGGCACGGAUUACAGUCUCUACGGGCGAAAACGGCGUGGAUCAUGUGUUCUUAGAACGUGACGCAGAGUCCAACGAUGCGGCUCAUGAACAUGUCCCGGCCAAUCCGAUCAUCGAGGUACCGCUUCCUAAGUUGGAAAUCCCUUUGUUUAGCAAAGAGGCAUUGCAGAGAACUCUCGAUGAUCCCGAGCUGAGUGAGAUGCAAGAACGGCAUCGGAUGGAAAGGGACAGGCAUUUGGCUUUCCAAGAUGCCGCCUUGAGUAUCCUCCGGCGCCGACACCUGACUGCUGUCUCGGAAAAGCAAUCUGACAACCAGCAGCACGAGGAUGAGAAACGCGACAAGAACAUCGAAGCCAUAUCCCUAAUUGAAGAGCGACAACUCGCCGUUGAAAUUGAACAGCAACGUGAGUUCGAUCGAGCCAAGAUGAACUCGCGCACUCGGAUCAAGCACAUGGAGGGGUAUCUCCGCAAUGCCAGCCCACCACCCUCUCCCAUCGCAACCCCGACAAGAACCGAAAGAACCUCGGAAUCAUUUUCAGAACCCGACUUAACCCCACCACCUCGUGUAUUGACUCGUCAACAUAUGGAGCAGCUCGAACAACAAUACCAUAGCCACGAAACAAUGGACCAGCUCCACAACGCUCGUAUCAAAGUCCUCCGUGACCGCCAAGAACUCAAGCUGCAGGAAGCCACGGCGCGUAUGGAAAGGGAACUCGAUGACAUGUGUAAUAAAAACACUCAGGAUCUUGCUACGUUGCAGGCAGAGCACCAACGAGAAGAAAUCUCUCUCAUGCAAGCCUUGGAUACGAAGAAGACAACCCUGCGACAACGCUGGCACCUAGAAGAGGCUGUCCUACGGAGACAUCUCGAGAUGCGACAUGGCCAAUCAUAUGGUCCCUUACCCCUUGUUUCGUUCGCACACCCUACCGAUACCCCCGUCGGGGUUCCAGAACACUCCCCUCUCGAAUCGUCCAGUACCCCGGAUACAAUCCAUCCCAACCAGGAUUGCGUGGCGCUCUAA
Penicillium paradoxum is the source of this 1620-nucleotide messenger RNA. RefSeq lists its product as uncharacterized. The transcript has 2 exons. The record is from RefSeq and is a predicted model, not a curated record. NCBI's taxonomy places the organism in Eukaryota, Fungi, Ascomycota, Eurotiomycetes, Eurotiales, Aspergillaceae. The coding region runs from base 1 to 1620 and encodes 539 amino acids.